GGAAAAUCCCCAAUAUAAGAAUGGUGGAUGUCAUGGCUCUACCUUCAUGUUCCUUUCUCGUUUACGACGUGAUUGAUUGAUUACCGUCGACAGAUUGUGAUAUGUUCACGUUACACGUCUUGAAAUAAACCUUGAAGUCAAGACAACAAAAUGAGUGGGCCCUCAACUAAUAUUGGAAGAGUGGACCGUCUUGCAUCACAAGUUGAAUAUGAUGCCAUGCCUGAUGCAUGUGGAAGCCCUCCUCCCAUUUUAGAUAGUACCAGUGGGUAUUCUGAGCUCAGUCGCACAGUAGAAGGAAAAGCUGUGAUAAGAGGUACUGGACAAAUAUUGGAGACAAGUGAAGGAAGUUCUGGUGAAAGUGAACAGAUUCCAUCUGGAAGAAGGCAAGGCUAUUCUUCAGCACAACUCUCACAACCCGGCUUUCCGGACCAGGAAUUCUAUAAUAAAUAUCUGGAUAACUGCACAUUUAUCCAUCGUUAUUCCAGUUCUGAGAAACAGGCCUUCAUGAAACGAUUACCGCUUGUCAUGAAACACUUUGAACGCUUUCCUGAUAAUUUGAAAGCAGCUUACUAUGAUGUGAUGGUCUUGUAUAGUGAAGAUGAUCGGUCUGCUGCUGAAGAUUAUUGUCAAAGUCUCAAUGACCUAACCUUAGAUAAAGGAAAGCGUGUGAAGGCUGUUUUAUAUGAUGUCAUGGAUUUUGCCAAUAUUAAACGCCGAAUGUUUGGAAGUUUGGAAAUGGCUUUUGAACGAUGUACCUUCGCCUUUGUGUAUUUAACUAAACAGUUUUGUAAGUGUGAAUGGUCUCAGAUAGCAAGUGAGGAAUGUCUGAUGGAAGCAAUUUACAACAGGGAAAAGCGAUGGUGUGUUGUGCCAGUGUAUACAGUACAACGCACAAAAGCAGAUUUCAACAUUCCAAUGGGUCUGAACUCACUGAAAGGUGUUAACUUUUACAACAAUGAUGACUUUUACAGACGAGGAUUACAGACUCUGAUCGGUGGUAAAAUCUACAAAAGGGAAGACAACGAGGAAAAGCUUUUUAUUGAACAAUACCAAUAUGCAGUAGGACUGGAAAAGAAACUUCAAUUAGAGAUAGAAGAGAAACAACAGAAACUUAGAGAAGCAGAACUAAGGCAAAUGUCUCCUCCAAGCUCAAGUGAAAAAGAAAAAUUGUUGAAGCAAUUAAAUAUUCAAUCACAGGGAGAUGUAGAUUCAAGUGUCUUUGCUGCAGAAUCUCCUAAAGCAGAUAGAUCGUCGUCGAGUUACCGGGCUGAGAGCUCCAUGUCUGAUAACUCAUAUUUAGGGAGUUUGAAAUCUCGUGGUUCCCAAGGUGAUCAGUCAGACUCGCAUAUAUCUUUUUCAGGGAACACUAGCCAAGGUCGACAAGACUCUAGUUUCCAUGCAGAUGUGGCUUUUUCUCAUCAAAGUCAGGUUCCUGAAAUGAAUACAGGCCAACAUGGAAAGCAGCCAAUGGCAAAGGGACAUAUGUCAGAAAGUGAAAAGCUUGAUGUUGCAAUGGGAGGACAAUCUGAUUUUGACAAAGAUGGAAAGGUGAUUGUACAUCACGUCCACACACAUACACAUAUUUAUACAGACAGGGAACCAGCGAAAUCAAAAAAGAAAGUCGUCAACAUUUACGGAGCAGAAAACGUAAUGAUUGGAGACAAAAAUACUAUUGUUGAAGGUGGAACUCAGGAAAGUCCCGUGGCCUCUGGCAAGGAUCCAGAGAUGCCAACAAAUUCAAGGAAGAGGCAGGAUUGUAAUCGUGACCCAAGUCCGUCCAUGCCCAUGGCCAGUCGACAAUCUAUGGAGGGCUCUAGUCGACAAUCUAUCGAUGGUCACCCAUCAUUGCCUCCAUCAGUAGAGAGUUACAAUACAACUACAAAAGAAACACUUCCCUCUCCAAAUGAUGAGUCCAAUAUUGAAAACAAUAUCACAGAGACUGAUGAAAAGAGAGUGACUGGGAACUCCACCAGACUUGGAAGUUUACAGACCAAUAAAAAAAACUACAUCACUGACACAACUACGGCAACCACUGCAAGUUUACCAUCAACAAUUGUGACUUCAACAGUUAAGUCAAAUGUCGAACCAAACGUCUCAUCAUCUGGUGAUGCUGCAAAUAUUUCUUCAGGUGACGCACACAAUCAGACUAUGAAAGGUAUGGAAAAUGUUCCAAAUGUGACUUCAUCAACUACAGCAAGUCCAUCUUCAAACAUCAAUUCUGAACAAACCACACCUUUGACAUUUCGAACAAAUAUUUCUGGUGCCUCAAAUAUUUCUUGUGUUUCCAAUGUUGAAGCAGGCUCUGUGCCUGCACCUGUUACUCAAAAUAUCCCAACAAAGCCAAAACGAGACAAUCCACAGAAUCAUGGAGCCAGAAGGCCAAUAAUCUUUUCAAACAAUAAAACAAAGCCUCAAGUUAUGGCAAAGGUUAUGCCAUUACAGAGUAAACAAACAAGCACUGCCGUUGGUGAUGAAUUCAGAAACAACUUUGACAGCUCAAUAGAUCCCCAAGAUAGCAAGGCUGUAGGUCAAACUGAACAGAAGGAGGUAUAUCAAAGUCACAACACAAAUGUAAAGACAGCUAUUGCAAGUAAAACUGAAGAUGAAGAGGAAACUGAAGUUAAACAAGUGGCUACGGUUUCUCCACUAACCCCUGCAGACCUUGAACCUGACUGUUCUAAUAGCACUGAAUCUUCACUAAAAAACUGCUGUAGUUUAGGCUUGACAGAAACUGAUCAGGAUGACCAGGCAGUGUCUAAAGUUUUAGAAAUGGGAUUCCCGGAAAUGCAAAUCAAAGCGGCUUUGUUGUCACUUCAGAGCCGUGCUCCAGGUCGCCGACACUUUAGUGUUCCAAACCUUCUUGAUGAAAUGGAAAAACUGCCAAAAAUGCCAGAAUCACAGAAUCAAAAUAGUGACUUAGACACUGAUGGUCCUUCUGAUGCUGGUUUUGUGCUUCUCAACAAUGAGUCAUCCAGGCAAGACAGACAAACUGCUCACCAGGGGAGCAAUGUAUCGACAAGCAGUGCUUCAAGGUACAAUAGAAGAAGACCAAGCUCUGAACAGUCUCCUCGGUCUAAUGUUCACUCACCAAGUACCGGGUCCCCCUCCACCAAGGAAAACAAGUGUAAAAUUUCAUGAAGAUGUUUGUCAGACUUCCUGUUGUACAACUUCAUCUGUGAAGAGUCUCACAUUUUCAAAAAAUGUUCUAAGGUGUGUAGAAAAGGCAUUUGCUUGAACAAUGAAAGAGGAAGAUUCCAUUUAAAAAAAAACAUUGACUUUUGGUAUGAUAAAUAAAUUUGUCAACAGGUCAGGAAUAUGUAAGCUCUUAAUCGUAAGCUGAAGCAGGAGAGUUAUGGAUCAAAUAUCAGCAGAGCUGUGUCAAAUUUAUAAGAAUAAUUGGAUAAAUCUUUGACCAGGAUAGCUACCAGAUUAUCUCAGUAAGCCAUGUGAAAGUACCUAAGGAACGAGAGACAAAUGAUCUCAUUCUGGUGUAUUGUGCCAAGGAAUGCAAUGUACAUUUAAAAAAGAUAAGAGUUAGGAGUUUUCUUACAAAAAUUGAUUUAAUAUGGAAAUGUGAUCAAUGGAAGAUGGAAGAAUGGAAAGUUUUUCUCACAAACUUAAUGAUUAUAUACAUACAUAUAUAUAUUUUUUUUUCUGAAAUCUUCUCAAAUAAAUGAGAGAUGAAAGUGACUUUUCUUACAAACAUUUAUAGAUAAAUUGACAAAUCUUGCUAUUUCUCGAGACCAAAUAUCAAUUUUAGGUCUUUGGAUGGGUUUGGAAUGGAUAGCUUCUGUAUGUUGAUUACAAAUUUAAAAGAUUUCAGACAAGAUAUUUAUAUUCUAGUUUUCUAGCCAGACCCUGUCUUGGGGGCCGAUUAUGUGUUGUAUUACCUUGUAAGUAUGUGGUAUACCCAGGAAAAUGCCAGAAAGGUGCUGUGGGUUGUCUUGCCAGAAAGGUGCUGUGGGUUGUCUCCCCUCUUGUCUGAAGUGUUAGCACACUGAUGGAAUGCAGUAGUACAGGCUGGAUAUUCUGUAAACUCCUCGAUUUGAAAUGAAUACAUGUACUAGAUAAUAAUUGAUUGUGUAAUGGUUUGACAAUUAAUAUCAAAGUAUUGAUAAUAUCAAUAUACAUGUGUUGCAUUUCAGAUAGAAUUUUAACAAAUCCAUAUUACUGGAGUUAAAACCAACAUGAAUCUGUUGUAUUUGGAAUUCAUAAUUCAUCAGCAUUCUUACUUAUGUAAUGUAUCAAAAGAACAUGAAUUCUAUUGCAUGUAUUACAUGCAUACCUACAUGGACUUUUAGAUUUUUAGCUCUCCAUGAGCCCCGUGUCACCCCGGGGUUGAUGCCCCACCCCAUUUCAGUUGUUGGGAUAAGUAUUUGAAAGGCUUAUCAAUCUAUAACUAUACACCCCACACUCUUCUUAUAUAACAUGUACAGUUAUUAGAGGUAUAGGAAUGAAAGUACAGCCUAUUAUCAUGUGGAAAUUUUGUGAUACCCGAAUGUGUUUACUUGGAUAGUGAUUAGUGCUUCAAGUAUAGAUACAUCACAACAUUAACACAUAAACGCUAAUAGAUUCUACUAACAAGAAUGUGCUUGAAGAACUGGACUACUAGCUUUUCAACACUAGAAAAGCAUUAACUAUAUAGGGCCUUUGUUUCAUACAUGUAUAUUAAAUGAAUCCCUGUACAGGUAUUGUAUUUGCUUUUGUACGGUAACAAACACCAUUAUGUUACUGAUCAUUGAUUAUGUGUAAUAAUGUACUUUAAUAAAAUGGAAUCUUGUCAAUCAUGAUUUUGAAAAAGUAGUAGAAUCAUUUCCCUAGCAUUAUUACUGAUAAACAAAAGGACUUCCAAAUGACCAAGACCACUCAUUUAUCUCGAUUUGAAAAUAGAUUGUCAGUCCACAUUAAAAAAGGUUUUAUGGAAGUUUACAAACAAUGAUUGCGAAGUUAGAAAUCUAUAUCUUACUGGUUUUAGUCUUUGGUAGUACUUGGUUUAUCAAACUGAAAAACUAUUCAAAUGUGAACUUAUUUGUCCAUCUAUGGAUUUUACUAGCUUUAAUAUACACAUUGUGUGAAUGUAUUUUUGUUCUUGUUACAUAAUAUUUUGUCUACCAGUAUACCACGUCUGAAAAUUAAAAAUCAGAAUGAAUGUAUGAACAGCUUUACCACUUAAUUUAAGUACAAUUUAUUACACUAUUUAUGCUUGGUAUGUAUUUUUGUCCUUAUUUUGAAUUUGUGUUAAAAGUAAGAUACCUGAGCAGCCUCUAUGUAGCUAGUUUGUGGUUAUAUAUUGCCAUACAGUAGCUGAUUAUAAUCUAUUUUUGAUGUUCACAUGUUUUUACUGAUCUUUGGUAUUUUUCACACUUCAGUUGUGUAAUAUGUAAAUUAUCUAUUCCAGUACAGUUUUUACCAGUAUGUUGAAAUAUCCCCCCAGUGUGUAGCACAGUGAAUUACUGUUAAUGUCUGAUGAUAUAAAAUAUGCUCUAAAUGAUGACAAGUAAUUUCAGCAACAGAGUGUUAUAUAUUUCUAUUGGUAUGCCAUAUUUAUCAAUUUCAAAAUAUCAUAUGUGAAACAUGGAUUAAAUUAAACAUAUUAUCAAGGAGAUAUCAGUAUUACAAAGUCAUGCUUGUUAUGGUUAGGAGAGGCAGCUAUAAACUGUAUAUGGGAAAGAUGGCCAGGGGGAACAUGGAUCAUUGACAGAUUUUAAAAAGAAAAAAAGCUUUCUUGGUCGUAGUUGUUGUGGAUUUUGAUUCCUCAGACUUCAACUGCUGUUUCGACAUCUGUUGUAGGCUGUGGCGUUCGAUAGUGGUGAUUUUGGGAUGUAUUGAAAGAUCUGAAACACUUUGUCUGAAAAAUAAGGUAUAAAGAUAAAAAUAGUUAAUUUAGAUAAUUUGUUAUUUAAUGUUUGAUAUGCAAUAGCUUGUUUUUGUAAGAAAUGUACAAACUUGCAAUGAAAGUACAUUUAAGAUGAUGCGACUACUGUGAUUUUCCCUUCUUAAUUAUUUGUCCAAAUUGAGUAUUGAAAUGUUGUUAGUUACACAUUGCUGUACAUUUAAGAUAUGUACAAUGUGUGGAGAAUAAGUUACUUGAUGUAUAAACUUUAUUCUUACUUUUACUGUUACUUCACCGUUAAGGGAGUUAAACCUCUCUAUAAGCUGGACGUUUGAGUGGAGCUUGUCUUGACAUGAAACCUCCAUGUCAUCCAUAACAAGCCCAAAGCUCCAGUGAUAUUGACACAAUGAUUCUCGAUACGUUCCCAGAAAUCAAGAUUGGAAUAUUUUUAAAUGUCUGUGUGUUUUUUAUCAGAAUAAACAUGAUACAACAGUCAACAUGUGUGAUUUCAGGAUAAAGCCAGUUUCUGGUUCCUAUUAAUUAGUAGGUCUAUAUAAUUGGUACCCGAUCUCUGGGAAUCAGAAUCUGGCCAUGUCCCUGAAGUACAUACUGUACCUGUAAAUUCUAACUGGACAAUCCAGUGCUAAACACUGUGUGAUAGCUAUAGACUGAAUACUAUUUCACAUCAUUGGUACACAUGGUCAUAUUUUGCUUUAUAAAAAUGCAUUUAUGGUUGAAAAUUGGCUGAAAGUCGUGAGAGAAUUGAAAAUUAAAAGCCUUUCAUGUAUGAUAAUAGAUAAAUACAUAACUCUAUUUAUGGACGAAUUGGUGCAUAUUAUAAGUAUGUAUCUGGUAUCAUCUGAAAUAAAACAGAAUACAUUG
Messenger RNA from Pecten maximus, 6715 nucleotides. RefSeq lists its product as uncharacterized. The transcript has 8 exons. The record is from RefSeq and is a predicted model, not a curated record. Lineage: Eukaryota; Metazoa; Mollusca; Bivalvia; Pectinida; Pectinidae. Bases 151 to 3138 code for a protein of 995 amino acids.